Aaosphaeria arxii CBS 175.79 is the source of this 2699-nucleotide messenger RNA. Its product is annotated as FAD binding domain-containing protein. Bases 357 to 2336 code for a protein of 659 amino acids. The record is from RefSeq and is a predicted model, not a curated record. NCBI's taxonomy places the organism in Eukaryota, Fungi, Ascomycota, Dothideomycetes, Pleosporales. The transcript has 2 exons. Gene Ontology annotation, molecular function: FAD binding; oxidoreductase activity.
GACCUGCUCAUUAAAUUUGUUUGCUUGCGGAUCUCGAUCCCGGCUCCGAUUCAUUUGGACGCAAAUUCGACUUUAAUGUUGGCAAUAAGGAAGCCGCGUCAGAGAGUGUCAAAUGGUCGGAAGGAAAAUUUUGGAAGAUCGAUCGUUUCCAUGUGGCGAUACGAUCUCUAAAAAGACGCUUCGUCCGCAAUGCUGUGGAAACGUGCGCAUCAUGGACUUUACUGCACGAUGCUAAGGACUUGAGACAUGCUACGAGAAUGCUUGUUCAUAGUUUGGCAUUUCCUUGAUCGAUCUCUACAAGAGUAAUAGCGAACCUGACUAUCGAUACUGCAUUACCACAUUGCGAAGCCGUCAACAUGAUCUCCAUCUCCUUACUCUUCGCCACAGCACUGCUGUUGGCGCCCUCACACGCCAGCACACUCUUCCCAUUCGAAAAGAUACAAUUGACUCGAGAAUACAUCGACACCCUCCCCGCCGAAGACGCCGCCCUCUUCGCCUUCGGCAACCAGACCAUCGAAUCCAAAGCCGCAGUAGUACGCUGCCGCUACGCCCCCGACGACGGCAAAUGGCCCUCCGAAAAAGCCUGGACCAAACUCUCCAAGCAACUCAGCACCCCAACCGCCCUCAUAAAAACCGUCCCCCAAUCCGCAGUCUGCUAUCCGGGCACCAACGUCACCGACGACGCAAAGUGCCAGCAGCUCACAAAGGGCUACCAGGACUGGUCCACACACGUUGACGACCCGACGGAGGUGUUCGCGCCGAUAUACCAGGGUUUGACGUGUACUCCGCCGGCGAUUUACGACAGCGGGGGUUGCACGCUAGGUGGGUAUCCGUCGUAUGUAGUCAAGGCGAGCACGGUGCUGGAUAUACAGCUUGGGAUCAAUUUCGCGCGUAAUGAUGGUGUUAGGCUUGUCGUGAAGAAUACGGGGCAUGAUUACACGGGGAAGAGCGCGGGUCUCGGGGCGCUGAGUAUCUGGACGCAUGGGUUGAAGGAUAUACAGUAUAUUGAGAGUUAUGUGGAUGGGUCGGGGUAUAAGGGUCCGGCGUUCAAGGCUGGCGCGGGCGUUCAGGUGUCUGAAUUGUAUAAGGCAGCUAGUGAUCGUGGGGUUAUGGUAGUGGGUAGUGAUGCACAGACCGUGGGAAUUAUGGGCGGAUACAUACAGGGUGGUGGAUACUCGCCACUCAGUUCUUCCUACGGCCUCGCGGCUGACCAAGUCCUGGGCUUCGAGAUCGUGACGCCCAUUGGCGAAUUCGUCACCGCCAACUCCACCAGCAAUCCGGACCUUUUCUGGGCCCUUCGUGGAGGAGGCGGGGGAACAUUCGGCGUUGUGACAUCAGUGACAGUCAAAGCCUUCAAGGAAACGACGGUCACAGCAGCAUCGUGGUCAAUUGAUAGCACGAAAGUCAGCGUAGAUAGAUUCUGGGACGCGGUCAGGGCAUUUGUGGAUCGAUUCACCGUCAACGCUGACAACGGAACGUACGUCAAAAUUCAACUAACCCCCAACGCGAACGGCAAAGACGCCAUUUUCACCGUCCAACCCCUCUUCGCCCCAGGAAAGACCUCCAAAGACGUCAACGCCCUCCUCUCCCCCUACCAAUCCCGACUACAAUCCCUAAACGUGCCUUUCUCCCCCAAGAUCACCGAAUACAAAUCCUUCUACGCCGCCUGGCAGUCCGAAUUCUCAACUACUUCCACGAACGCCGACAUAGCAUCCGUCUUCGGGUCCCGCCUCUUCCCCCGCUCCAACUUCGAAUCUGAGAUCGGCCGCAGCACCACGUUCAGCGUGCUCAGGGAGGCAGUCACGACGGGCCACACCGCCACCGUCAUCAACGUGGCGCCCACGCUCGCCCGCAGCGGAAACCCAGACAACGCCGUGAGCCCCGCGUGGCGAGGUGCCCUCCUCCACGCCGUCGUUCGCCGCACGUGGGCGUCGAAGUUGUCUACUGCGGAUGUGCUCGCGGCGAGGAAGUCGUUCGAGGCGGGCAUCAUGCAGAAGUGGCGGGACGUCGCGCCUGGGUCAGGGGCAUACCUCAACGAGGCUGAUCGCACAGAGCCGAACUGGCAGCAGAGCUUCUGGGGGGAUAAGUAUGCGAGGCUGCUGGCGAUCAAGAAGGAUAUUGAUGUCAAGGACGUUUUUUGGGCGAACAAUGCGGUGGGGAGCGAGGGGUGGUUUGUCGAGAAUAGUAGCGGGUUGCCGGAUGAGAAUGGGAAGUUGUGUAGGGUUGGGGUGACGGAGUCGUCGACGACGACGAGGGCGACUGUUGCGACCCCUGCUGUCAGAGCUGUGCGUGGAUUGUUGCGGAGAGCGGAUGCUGUGCCUACGGGUGCGGUUUGAGGGGGUUUGAGAGUUCCGUUGGAAAAAGAGACUACAUAUCAUUUGUCGGCGUUGGUAGUGUUCUUCAGCUCAUAUCAUGGAUAGAGGGUUCUUACGUAUAACUUAGUGGUGUUCCUAUUCUUUCUUUCUGUCCACAUAUACCGUGCCCAUUGUCUCCAUCGAAUUUUAAAGAAGUGCUCUGAAUUGAAAGACCUCAAACCCAAGCUUUCUGUCUAGGAAUCCCGCUUAGUAGAUACAUUCCAAAAUGAUUCCAUCUGAGAGUCUUUGUCCCUGACUCUCGCUUAGUAGAGAUAUUACAAACUGAGACAUUUUAGAAUAGACCCAUCGGAGCUAUUUGUAUAGAACCGAAGAUAGUUUGUGCAG